UUCCUCAUAUAUCUAUUCCUCUUGUCUACUCAUACACAUGGGUCGACUUCAAGAAGAGGGAAGCGGUCCGGUUCAUGGUUUCCGGUUAUCAACCGUGAGUGCAUCCCGACCAACAGAGACCGAUACGACCCAAGAACUCACCGGUUUAGACCUUGCGUUGAAACUCCACUACUUAAAGGCGGUCUACAUUUACUCGGCCGAGACGGCACGUGACUUGACCGUGACGCACGUGAAAGGUCCUUUGUUCACAGUGUUCGACCAGAUCCCAUGGAUCACUGGCAGGUUCAGGCGGCACGACUCGGGACGUCCUUUCAUAAAGUGCAACGAUUGUGGCACGCGUUUUGUUGAAAGUCAUUGCGAUCUCACCGUGGAGGAGUGGCUUCGUGUACCCAACCGGUCCGUUGAUGAGUCUUUGGUUUAUCAUCAGCCAGUUGGACCGGAGUUGGCAUACUCUCCUUUGGUCUAUAUUCAGAUGACCCGGUUUAAGUGCGGUGGAUUAGCAUUCGGCUUAAGCUGGGCCCAUAUCAUGGGAGAUCCAUUCUCGCUUUCUCACUUUUUCAACUUAUGGACUCGGGCCUUAGCUGGUGAAGAGAUCUACUCCCCUAAAACCUCUGAUUUAGAAAGAGGGUUUUUAAAUCCGAAUUCCACGGGCAAAGAACCGGAUUCCAUCAAACGGGUUGACCCGGUCGGAGACCUCUGGGUCGCUCCGAGUAACAACAAAAUGACAACAUACUCCUUCAAUGUAACGGUUCACGAGAUACAACCACACUUUCCGGCGAACGGAGAUAAACAGAUUCCUCCGUUCGAGAUUCUCAGUGGGAUCAUAUGGAAAUGCAUAGCAAAGGCGAGAAGAGAAUCGGAGCCGGUGACGAUUACGAUCAUCAGAUCGGAUCCGAAUGGACUGAAACCUAGAGCGGUGAGAAACAGUCAGAUGAUUAGCUCCGUUCGCGUCGGGUUUUCUGUCGCCGACGCGAAUUUGGAGGAGAUUGUGAAAUCCAUCGGAGAAGCGACCGACGAGAGGUCUGAGAUCGAUGCGAUUGGUGAGAGCGAUGAUGGUGUUUCGGAUUUGAUCGUUUACGGAGCGAAAUUGACGUUUGUGGAUCUGAGCGAAGUUGAUUUCUACGAGGCGAAAGUGAGGGAGGCGUCGCCGGAGUCGGUGUAUUGUAACGUUCAGGGGAUAGGAGACGGCGGAGCUGUGGUGGUUUUGCCGGCGGCUGAGGUGGAGGAAAGGGUUGUGACGGUGACGUUGCCGGACGAAGAGAUGGAGAAGGUUAAAUGGGAACUGAAGAAUUGUGGUUUGAUCACGGCGUUAGUUAACGGAGAAUAAAAUGUUAUUUUUAACUCCGUUAAACGUAUUCAAGUGUGUAAUGUUAGUUUGUCUAAAUCGUAAACAAGCAAAAACAAUAAUCGUAUGCUUUUUAAUGAUGUUUAUUCGAAUGCUUCAUGAAUAUAAUGAUGGAGAAGGUUAAUUCGGAGCUGAAGAAGUGUCGUCUGAUCACGGCGUUAGUUAACGGAGAAUGAGAUACUUUACUCCGUUAAACGUACCAGUGUUUCUUUACUUUAUCAAGUGUGUAAUGUUUGUUUGUGUGUUUGAAUCAGUA
Eutrema salsugineum is the source of this 1601-nucleotide messenger RNA. Its product is annotated as protein ECERIFERUM 26-like. Gene Ontology annotation, molecular function: acyltransferase activity, transferring groups other than amino-acyl groups. The transcript is spliced from 2 exons. Bases 38 to 1327 code for a protein of 429 amino acids. Lineage: Eukaryota; Viridiplantae; Streptophyta; Magnoliopsida; Brassicales; Brassicaceae. The record is from RefSeq and is a predicted model, not a curated record.